Molecule: messenger RNA, 4703 nt
Organism: Chinchilla lanigera (long-tailed chinchilla)
Lineage: Eukaryota; Metazoa; Chordata; Mammalia; Rodentia; Chinchillidae
Gene: Cpap
Product: centromere protein J
Exons: 19
Coding region: 424-4554 (1376 amino acids)
Biological process (GO): centriole elongation; cilium assembly
Cellular component (GO): centrosome; centriole; nucleus
Molecular function (GO): tubulin binding
Source: RefSeq, a predicted model, not a curated record
CCCGGAGUGCCCGUGCACAAGGGCAGGGGGCCCAGCGGGAACUACACUUCCCUUGAGGCCUCGGGACCAAGCGCGUGAGGCUGGGGGCGGGGCCUGCCAGGGGAGGAGCCUGUCUGGGGGCAGGGCUCCGUUCGCCAAGCUGAUUCUGGCGGCUUAUUCGUAAAAGCUGUGGUGACGCUGCCGCCGGCUGUGGCGGAAACCUUGGCUGAGGCCUCGCGGAGCGGAUCACUGAACAUGUCUUUCACUAUGGUCACCAUCUCUGCAGUUGGUGAGAAAUUAUUUCUGAUUUGAAUUUUUCCUGGAGUCUCAUUGAUCUGAUUUGUUACUUCCACUGUUACGACUUCAGAGAGUCCAGGUAUUGGAAAUAAAUAGCUCUUCUGGCUUUUGCACCAUUUAAAUAUAUAUGAGUGUCAUCUGACUACAAUGUUUCUGAUGCCCACCUCUUCAGAACUGAACAGUGGGCAGAACUUCCUAACCCAGUGGAUGACCAAUCCUUCCCGUGCUGGGGUCAUAUUAAAUCGUGGAUUUCCUACUUUGGAAGCAGAUGAAGAGAAGCAAACAGCUACAAAUACUUCUACUAGCUUUCCUAUUAAAGCUACACAUUUUCCCAAUAGUUUCAGCUUUAUUAGUGAAGAAGAUUCACUUCAGGAAGAACGGAAGUUGGAGUCUAGCAGCCCUCAUAAAUUACAGUCAGAAAAAUCGGAAGCCUGUACAGUGUUGCCUUUAACUGCAAAGGGGCUGCAAACAGUGGCAUGUCAGGACACUCCUGGAGAUCAGAAAGACAACAAAAGUGACUUUAUGCCACAUCUCGAUAGUGAUUUCAAAGACGUGUCUUAUAAUGACCCACUUUUUAAAAAGCUUGAACAGCUGAAAGAAGUACAGCAGAAGAAGCAGGAACAACUGAAGAGGCAACAGUUAGAGCAACUGCAGAGGCUCAUGGCAGAGCAAGAGAAGCUGCUUGCUGUGGUGUGUGGGCAGCACAUGCUUCCAGACACCCUGGGCUCUGAUCGAACACUGUACUAUUGUACACUGUUGCACUGUACAGUAAGCACACAGCAGCACAGUUGUGACAGUGUCCUGCAGAAACGUUUUACCUCACUGCCUGAUGAUCAGAGUCAGAAGUACAGAUCUCCUGGAAGUGCACCAGCUGGAGAGAAAGCCACGCCCUUCUUGCCAUCAUAUGUCUACCCAAAUCAAACCCAGGAAAAGCUGCCUGCUUCCAACACUUUAUCCGAUGAACAGAACAACUUCUGUAGAGCUCCUCAUCGUGAUUUUGUUUUGACUUCAAAAAGGGCUUCUCCCAAUUUGUUUUAUGAGUCACAAUAUCGAGAAGCAAUUGUGAAAAAGUAUGGUUCGAAGGAAGACCAUCCUACAGGAGAAAGUAUUUUACCAUGUUGGGAGAAAAUGACAGAACAGAUUCAGGAAGGGAAUGAUAUGAACUUAAAAAGAACUGGUGAUUCCUCGGAAGUGGUUAAUAUUGAAGAACGGCCUAUUAAAGCUGCCAUUAGAGAAAAAAAACAGACAUUUGAAGACUACUUAGAAGAACAGAUCCAGCUGGAUGAGCAAGAACUUAAACAAAAACAGCUAAGGGAAGCAGAGGGACAAUUGAAAGCAAAACCCAAACAACCAUUCUUAAAACGAGGAGAAGGUUUAGCCAGGUUUACUAAUACUAAAUCUAAGCUUCAAAAAGGGAAAGACAGUAAAUUAGGGCCCAACCAGAGUGUUUCAGAGGACCAACCUCUGUUUAAAGUAGACAGACAGCAAUUCCAGCGGAAAACUGUGCUUAUAAAUAAAGAACUGUGUUCAGAGAACCCCACUGUUAAAAAGGAGAAUAAAGCUAGAACCAAGACUGGUUCUGUCACACACAGGCAGAAGCCAAAAGUGCCUAAGAACAAUAAUAGGAAAAGUGUCUCUCCGUCAAGAUGGAAAAUACAGACAGAGAAGAAGUGUAAUGGACAAUUUAGAGAGCAGGUCAAGUUAGAAAAAAAAGUUGACUCUAACAAAGAAAAUGUACCUGAGUGUGCAAAGCCCUGUGACGCUGGUUUCAGCGUGUGGAGCAAGACACAGGGGAAAGGCAGACCGCCUCUUUCAGCAGGGCCCGUCAGCAGCAUGGCUUCGAAGAAUCCCACAAGUGAGGCUGGGAAAGAGCUGGGCUCUUCUCUUGACAUUUCUCUUCAGAAAAAAUUAGAGAAAUGGGAACAAGAAAAGGAAAGAGAAAAUUUGGAAUUAGAUGAGUUUUUAUUUUUAGAAAAAGCUGCUGAUGAAAUUUCAUUUUCUAGUAAUUCCUCAUUUGUACUGAAAAUCUUAGAAAGGGAUCAGCAGGUCUGCAGAGGUCACCGGAUGUCUUCAACGCCUGUCAAAGCUGUGCAGCAGAAGACACAUCCGGAGGAUCUCAGGACUGAGAGUAACUGCAGUGAGGAUCCCGGCCCCAGCCCUGCCUGUGAAAAUCACAGAGAGUGUAAGGUCACAGCCAUUCCACUUGGCUCGGCAUCCUUACCUGAUGGACUGAAGGAACUGUCUUGCAAAAUCAGUGGCAAAACCUUCCAAGCAAGCUCUUCUGAAGGUCAGAUGCCGUGGAAUGUGAGUGAUGAUGAAAGUGUUACGAACAGUGAUGGUAGCGCUGACUCUGAUGAUCAGCUUGAUGUUACCAUAAAGCCAGCUACGGAGGACAGAGAGGGAGGUUUCAGCGACAGAGAGGACAGCCCACAGAUCUGUGAUGGCAAGGGACCUUUUAGGGACACCAGGAUUCAAGAAGAUAAAAGGAGAGAUGUUGACCUGGAUUUAUCGGAUAAAGAUUAUAGCAGCGAUGAGUCUGUUGUAACAGAAAGCAUGAAAACAGAAGCGCCUGAACCUUCAGGAAGACCCUUGUUGCUAAGUGUUAGUCAGAUUGACUUCGAUGAUGAAAGAUCGUGGACUGACCUUGACGAGAAUUCAUGUAAACGUGAUGUUAAUCUUCGGGGUGCAGCCUUUUACAGGAUGCCCCAGACAGGCUACCCCGACAGUGAGGUCAGUGGCCUGGACAGAACAAUAAAAAGGAAAGUUGCGCCAGGCAAGAAGGGAGAAGGCCUGAGUAAGGCUAGUAGGAGCACAAGCCCCCCUCCCACAUCUGAUCUGAUGAUGAAAUUCUUCCCUUCUUUGAAACCGAAACCAGAGCUGGGUUCACACUUGGGAAGUGAGCCCAAGUUACAUGUGAGUCAAGACCAGUUGUCUGGUGAUAGUGCUCGAUCCCAGGCUUUGCGAGAGAAAGUUGUUGAAUUGGAAACAGAAAUAGAAAAAUUUAAAGCUGAGAAUGCAUCUUUGGCUAAGCUUCGCAUGGAACGAGAAAGUGCCAUGGAGAAACUCAGGAAAGAAACUGCAGACUUUGAGCAACAGAAAGCAAAAGAAUUGGCUCGAAUAGAAGAGUUGAAAAAAGAGGAAAUGAGGAAGCUACAAAAGGAGCGUAAAGUUUUUGAAAAGUAUACUACAGCUGUAAGAACUUUUCCAGAUAAAAAGGAACGUGAAGAAAUACAGGCUUUGAAACAGCAGAUAGAAGAUUUACAGGAAGAUCUGAAAAAGAAGGAAACAAAAUGGUCAAGCACAUAUGGACGUCUGAGAAGCCAGAUAGAAAUGUUAGUCAGAGAGAACACAGACCUCCGAGAAGAGAUAAAAGUGAUGGAAAGAUUUCGACUAGAUGCCUGGAAGAAAGCGGAAGCUAUUGAGGGCAGCCCCAAAGCCUACCAGUGUGCGCCUGCUGGGAAGAAAGACGAAUCCGGGAGCACAUCUGUUCGAGACCAAAAGAGCCACAUUUCUUCAGGGACCCCUGGGGAAAAGUGCAAGAAAAGCUGUUUGCCGAGACAUGGGAAUCCAUCUCGAAGAUCCAAGUCUGUACCUCCUCAGGAUGUAGGCAGCUCAGAUAAAGGACAAGCUGCCGUGCCCAGGGAGCCACUUGAACCAGUCAACUUUCUAGAUCUUGAAUAUAAAAAGAAGGAAGAAAAAGAAGACAUUCAGGAAGAAAUCAAUCAUCCUGAUGGAAAGGUGGAAAAAGUUUAUAAGAGUGGGAACCGGGUUAUACUGUUUCCUAAUGGAACUCAGAAAGAAGUGAGCACGGACGGGAGGAGCGUCACUGUCACUUUCUUCAAUGGCGACGUGAAGCAGGUCAUGCCAGAUGACAGAGUGGUCUACUACUACGCUGCCGCCCAGACUACUCACACCACGUACCCCGAAGGACUUGAAGUUCUGCACUUCUCAAACGGACAGAUAGAAAAACAUUUCCCGGAUGGAAGAAAAGAAAUCACAUUUCCUGACCAGACCGUUAAAAACUUAUUUGCUGAUGGCCAAGAAGAAAGCAUCUUUCCUGACGGCACAGUUGUCAGAGUGCAACGUGAUGGCAACAAAAUCAUAGAAUUUAAUAAUGGCCAAAGAGAACUUCACACUGCACAGUUCAAGAGUCGGGAAUAUCCAGAUGGCACUGUUAAAACUGUGUAUGCAGACGGUCAUCAAGAGACAAAGUACGCGUCUGGUCGAGUAAGAGUUAAGGACAAAGAUGGGAAUGUUCUCGUGGACACAGAACUGUAAUGCUCCAGUGUGACCAACGCUCAACUCACACUGCCUGAUCUUCCUGUUUAGAACAUGUACAUUUCCUGUGGAUUCUGUUUAAUUUACACAGGCUCUGUGUAUCUAAAUGGCAACAAAGGUGGAUUCUAAAAUAAAGGCUGACUGAAAAA